AAGCGACUCAAAACAUACCAAUAAAAGACUUUUCAAACCCCUGAGCAGCAAAACUUGAAAACCUCGCCGGCCGGUCACUGAAUUUAGCUCCGGCGUCGUCAACAGUCACCGAGAUAACGCUCGAUUAGCAGUUAUAUAUACAUAUAUUUAUAUAUAGCAGAUACAUAGAGAAGAAGAAUGGUGUAUAUCACUUCCUGGGAUGAUUUCGUUGAGAGAUCCGUACAGUUGUUUCGCGCCGAUCCCGAGAAAACUCGCUAUGUGAUGAAAUACAGACAUUCUGAUGGUAAAUUGGUUCUCAAGGUCACUGAUGAUAAAGAGUGUAUCAAGUUUAAGACUGACCAAGCCCAAGAUGCCAAGAAGAUGGAGAAACUUAACAACAUUUUUUUCACCUUGAUGUCUCGUGGUCCGGACGCUGAUAUAUCUGAAGUGGGUGGCAAAGAACAAAUGGAGGCACAAGCACCUAAGAAAGGAAGAGGAAGGAAACAAUAAUUCUUCGAUGGGUUUGUUGCUGCACCUCUCUACUGCUGUGAAGAUAAUUUUUUAAACCUGCAAGGAAUUUCUCUCCAACUUCUUUUUGUAUUAUUAAUGGAACACAUCUUUUUUGCUUUUUGAAGAUAGUCCUUUUAAUUUGCAAGC
Molecule: messenger RNA, 636 nt
Organism: Solanum stenotomum
Lineage: Eukaryota; Viridiplantae; Streptophyta; Magnoliopsida; Solanales; Solanaceae
Product: signal recognition particle 9 kDa protein
Exons: 4
Coding region: 178-489 (103 amino acids)
Biological process (GO): SRP-dependent cotranslational protein targeting to membrane; negative regulation of translational elongation
Cellular component (GO): signal recognition particle, endoplasmic reticulum targeting
Molecular function (GO): 7S RNA binding
Source: RefSeq, a predicted model, not a curated record